Messenger RNA from Toxorhynchites rutilus septentrionalis, 1960 nucleotides. RefSeq names its product gastrula zinc finger protein XlCGF57.1-like. Gene Ontology annotation, molecular function: DNA-binding transcription factor activity, RNA polymerase II-specific; RNA polymerase II cis-regulatory region sequence-specific DNA binding. Gene Ontology annotation, biological process: regulation of transcription by RNA polymerase II. Bases 124 to 1515 code for a protein of 463 amino acids. The transcript has 13 exons. Lineage: Eukaryota; Metazoa; Arthropoda; Insecta; Diptera; Culicidae. The record is from RefSeq and is a predicted model, not a curated record.
AUAGCUUGUUUUGUUUAUCAAGUUUUGUUUGCGUUUGAAAUAUAAAUAUAGUUUCAGCAUUUCUAUCAUUUCUGUGUCAUAAUUGAAUUCAUUAGGAUAAAUCGAGAUUUACUGGGGGAGUAAAUGGCUCCUGUUAGAAACAACCUUGACCGAUGUAGCUUUUGCUCUGAUCUGUGCAAUAAGAAAUUUCAUCACGCGCUGAUCCCCACUCAUCAUGAAGAGCAGAAGCUAAAAAUUAUCUUGGAAAAGUUGAGCAGUUUCUCUGCCCAAUUGAGCAGUUAUCCUACGUGCGACAAAUGCCGCCAAGAGUUUAUAACCGUCCACAAAAUUCCCGAGAGCUGCUUCCAAAUUUUGCUUAGCGCCGAACCGACUAACAUCAAGAUCGAGCCAGAGUUAAUGAUUGAUGACCACGAGCUGUUGGAUAACGAUAACAGUUUAGAGACAGACUCAAUAGCUGACAUUCAGCCAAUUAAACAGAAAGCUGAAAUGCAAAUCAAAAGAGAAGAUCAGGUUCCGGUUGCUAGAAGAAAUCCACGAAGAAAAUGUGCUUUGGAUACCUCGCAGAAAGAAGUUCACUCAACUUCAGAUCGUCAAAACAAAUACUCAGCGGAUGAAUUGGUGAUGGAAGACAACAUACGCUUACGCACAGGAAAGAAACGGAUCAAAUGUGAAAAGUGUGAAAAAAAAUUCACCACUAGAUACGAUUUAAAAGUGCACAUUCGAGUUCAUACGGGUGAACGUCCUUAUUCUUGUCCACAUUGUCCGAAGGCGUUUAAACAAACUGGAUCGCUCAGAAAUCACAUUCGAACUCAUACGGACGAACGUCCCUUUUCGUGUCCAGAUUGUCUGAAAACGUUUAAGCACUCUUCAGCACUCCGGGACCACGGUGUAAUUCAUACAGGUGAACGUCCCCAUCCUUGUUCACAGUGUUCGAAAGCAUUUAAGCAAAAGUCAGCGCUCAUAGCCCAUCUCCAGCUUCAUACAGGUGAGCGUCCCUAUAUUUGUCCCCAAUGCCCAAAAGCGUAUAAUAAUCGUAAAACGCUCAAAGAACACAUUCGAACUCAUACCGGUGAACGUCCAUAUCCUUGUCCACAUUGUUCAAAAGCGUUUACGCAACCUACAACACUCAAACAUCACAUUCGAAUUCAUACGGACGAACGUCCCUUUUUGUGUCCACAUUGUCCGAAAACUUUUAGGACUCCCAAUACACUCAAUCCACAUAUUCAAACUCAUACGGGUGAACGACCCUUUUCUUGUCCACAUUGUCCGAAAAAGUUUGGCAAUAAAAAUACACUCCGGCCGCACAUUAGAAUCCAUACGGGUGAACGUCCCUAUUCUUGUCCACAGUGUCCGAAGAAGUUUACACAAGGACCAGCGCUUAAAGUGCACAUUCGAGUCCAUACGGGAGAACGUCCAUAUUCCUGUCCACAUUGUUCCAAAGCGUUUAAGAUCUCUUCAGCGCUGAAAAAACACAGUCGGACACAUGCCAGGGAGAAGCCAAAAGAUAGCGAGUAAUGAAAGCGAGCUUUCAAUCAGUUUUGCAACCUUCCCAUGCACCUCCGUCGUCAGCACAGCAGAUCAAGUAGUAUCGCAGUCGCGAUAUUGUUGGGCGCAGGAAUCACGUAUAACCGCUAAGGAAGAGAUAACUGGUUGCUGAAUCUCUUUGUCACUGAAAGUUACUGACAAAUAAUCAUUGAGACGAAGAUUUUCAAGAAUUUUUGAUUAAUAUUUUUCAAGUAAUAGUUUUUUCAUUAAUAUUUUUUUAUUCUUCUUCUGCAUAGAACUGUGGAAAAAGCAUUGGAAGGCUGUAUCUACACGUGGAACAAAAAUACGUUUUCUAUAAUCGCGAUGUCGGACAGCCUGAGCUUAUGGUGCCAGCCCACUUUCUUUUAUUGUAACUUGUAGAAUCGGUUUUUAUAAACCUGUAAAUAUAAACAACCGAAAGCUAGUAACCUCGAAA